Messenger RNA from Pestalotiopsis fici W106-1, 1344 nucleotides. RefSeq lists its product as uncharacterized. The record is from RefSeq and is a predicted model, not a curated record. Bases 1 to 1344 code for a protein of 447 amino acids. The transcript is spliced from 2 exons. NCBI's taxonomy places the organism in Eukaryota, Fungi, Ascomycota, Sordariomycetes, Amphisphaeriales, Sporocadaceae.
AUGGGCGAAAUCUGGGACGACAUCUUGUCAUCGAAUAAAGAGCAAGAGGCUCUGGCCAAGGCAGUUGAGGCAGACAAGGAUCGAUGUAUCACAGAGCACAAACUGCGCCAUCCUCACUUAUGUCCAGAAUGCUGGCCACGGGUGAUCAAUCGCAUGCGGGACCGCUAUCUCAACUCAUCGACCAAGGAGUGGUUCUCUGGCCGGCGCGUGUUUCUCCAGGAGCUUGACACCAUGUUUGCUCAAGCCCGGGAAAAGAAAGCCACGCUUGACGCCAUUGAGCAGCGGAUACAGGCGGAAAAAGUCGAUUGGGUGCGCGAUAAACUCAAGAGCCUUGGGCUCGCAUCAGCUACUGAUCGCCCAGACACGAUCAAGGCGCUGCUGAAUGGCCAAGAGAAACCCGUCCCCCAGCUCAUCUCGGAGUUGAGGACAGUUUUCACCAAUGAUAAGAUGGACAGCGAGAAGUUGUUUGAAGACUUCAUGGCCAGGGUCAGUGCAGCUACCUCUCCCGAGGCCAAGAUUGAAAUCUAUGUCGAGACUCUCUUCCAGACCAAACAUGACCCAGAGGGCGCCGCCAAGAGCCAAAAGUAUAUCGACUUGGUGCGUAACGGAACGAGCGUGUCCGAAGUCAUCACCCUCAUGGCUCGCGACCGCCAGUCUCAAGGCGACAUGAAAGAGCAACAGCAGUUUUACGAAAAGAGAAAGGUGGAGUUGACGAGGGCAAAAGUCGCCAACGAUGCCGCCAAAGCCAAAAAGGCCAAGGUCAAGCAGGACAAGCUCAAAGCCGCCGCGGCUGCAGCUCAAGAGUACGACCUUCCUCCAUGUGCAAAGUGCGAGGGUGUACUAGACACGCAGUCACUGGAAUUUUGUCCUUUGUGUGUCACGCUCAAUGAGCUUUACGAGAUCCCAGAAUGCUCUUCGACGUAUUUCUGCUCAGAUGAAUGCUGGCAAAGUGGUAUUUUGCCGCACAGGGCCAAAGCUGGUCACGCAUGUGCCGGCGGAGAAGGUUUCAGAUCGGCCGAGGACUCUGAAGCCGACAUGCAUGCAGCAGGAUUCUGCAAAGAAUGUAUACAUGACCACAAAGUCGAAACCUACUUUUGUUCCCUGAGAUGUUUCGAUGAUAAUUUCCAAGCCCACCGGGAGAUUGUUCACUUUCCCAAGCGAGACACGGACGGCGAAAUAUACGAAGAUGAGAAGGAUCUUGCUUAUACGUCUUCGGACAGAUUGCAUUACCGAGCCAAGAGAAUCGAGGAUCAUUGGAUUCCUUUAGAUGAUGCUGUGAGGGAGUGGGCCAACAAGCUGGGCGCAAGGUACAACGAGCAAGUGCCUAGUACAUCCAAGGACUAG